Lolium perenne is the source of this 510-nucleotide messenger RNA. The record is from RefSeq and is a predicted model, not a curated record. NCBI's taxonomy places the organism in Eukaryota, Viridiplantae, Streptophyta, Magnoliopsida, Poales, Poaceae.
AUGUCUUCCUCUUCCUCCUCCGCUUCAUCGGCUCUCUCCUCCCAAUCCUCUUCCUCGAGUGAACUGGAGCCGGAGGUCAAUCUGAUGGCCAUCUAUGAGGCUCUCGCGCCCGAGCAUUGGGACGCGAGGGAAUGGGAUUUCGCCAUCGAGUCGGAGGACGACGAGCCCCGCACCAUCGGGGAAGAAGACCUCCGGUUCCUUGUUGACGGGGAACUGGAAUCGGCGAGCGAGGACGACCUCCUCUCAUGGGAGGCGGAUCUCUCCUCCGACGAGGAGGAAGAAGAGGCGGAGGAGUCGGAGGAGGAAAACUCCUCCUCCUCCGGGUACCCGCCGGCCAAGCGCCUCCGAGGCUGGGCCUGGUCAGACGACGACGACGACGACGAUGACGAGGAGGAUGAAGACGCUACUGGCGGCUUCAUCAGCGGCGAUGAAGAGCCCACAGGUUCAAGCAGACAAUCCUCAGAUUCAGACAAUAACUUGAUACCUGACCCUGAUGUUUUGUACCUCUAA